This is a messenger RNA of Prunus avium (sweet cherry), 861 nucleotides long. The record is from RefSeq and is a predicted model, not a curated record. NCBI's taxonomy places the organism in Eukaryota, Viridiplantae, Streptophyta, Magnoliopsida, Rosales, Rosaceae.
AUGCUUGAGGUGCACUCUGCCUCUGCCUGGGGCAUAGUGCACGAUAAGGAGAGCUUCAAUGCAAUGAAGCUGACUUUGCAUGCUAGGGCGUCUCCCCAGUUGACAAUUGGCGGGUUCGCCCUUUCUUUUUUCAUUAAUCCACAUGCAUUUCCUGGUUUCUUCGAGUUUGCGGAGUUUUUGGAGUUGACAAUUGGCGGGUUCGCCCUUUCGUUUUUCAUUAAUCCACAUGCAUUUCCUGGUUUCUUCGAGUUUGCGGAGUUUUUGGAGGUCUGUGUGGGCGUUUCUGCACACACUGUAGUGGAUCCAGCGGAGUUUGUCAACCUUUCUGCUGCGCAGAUUCUUGAUUUGCAAUUUUCAAUUAGAUGGUUGCUGGUCAAGAAUAUUUUCAAGGGAGGGAAACCUAAAAACAACCACCUCUCAUGCUUCUCCUAUGGGAUCUCCUAUGUGAUUUCCGCUAGUAAAUCUUCAUUCGGUAACUCCUCCUUCUCCUCUGGUAACAACUCUUCCUCUUCCUCUAGUAACUACUCAUCCGGUAACUCAUCAUUCGGUAAAUCCUCCUCCUCUUCCGGUAACUCCUUCUUCGGUAACUCCUCCUCCUCAUCUGGUAAUUACUCAUCCGCCUAUGGUAACUCCUCCUCUGAUAACUCAUCAUUCGGUAAAUCCUCCUCCUCUUCCGGUAACUCCUCCUCCUCAUCUGGUAAUUACUCAUCCGCCUAUGGUAACUCCUCCUCUGAUAACUCAUCAUUCGGUAACUCCGGCUCCCUCUCUUCCUCCUCCUCCUCUUCCUCCGGCGCCUUUUAUCGUCCCGUUUUCAUAUUAUUAGACCAAACUAUGGACCCAAGUGGCCCCUUCAUUUGGUAA